AGACUGAGAGAGCAGUGUGUGAGGAAGAGGAGGAGCAGGAGAAGGUGAUGAAGGACACAACGCGAGACAGCUGUGAUCCUCCUGACGCCGCUGCACCGGUCCUCAUCACGGCGAGAGACGAGGCGGCGGGUGGUGAUGAGGAUGAGGAUGAGGAUGAAGACGUGUUCGCUGAGGAAGAGGAGGAGAGUAAAGAACCGUCAGAUGCUCAGCAGUCAGAUGGAGAAUCGUACGGGGAAGAAAUUCCAGAAGAGCAAGAGACACGACGUCCUGAUCCAGCUCAGAGAGUUGCAGCGUUAGAACGUGCCACAGAAAAGGACCGAUCUUCCUGCGACGCUGUCAGGUCCUUAGAGGAGACGAAAAGAGCGCACUCCACCCUGGAUGAGGUUCUGCAGGGCCUGCUGGAGAACCCCGAGGCACAGAGAACCGUGAGAGGAGCCGCAGUAAUUACAGAUGUGAGCGCAGGAUCUGAUCAGGAAGCGGAGUGGACGCCUGGACCGAGUGCGAGUGCAGAGCGAGGAAUCUGCGAGCAGCUGGAGGAGAAAGACGAGGAGCUGAUGGAGGAGUGCAGCUGUUCCGGAGAAGAUCCCGGUGAAGGAGCAGCGACGAGAGGAACAAAGACAAACACACUCAUCUCAGGCGUCAGGAGCGGACAGGGAGAAGAUUUAGUGGCAGCACAUCACUCCAUCUGGGACCAACCACACAGGAGGAUUAUUUUGGAGCACACGCCCGUCUAAACACGGAGCGACCCGAACGCGGGGGUUUGACUCCACCCCGCCGCUCGAGCUGCACUGAAUCGGUAAAGUUUCACUCCACCUGACGAACACAGGAGUUCAUAAAGCUUCAUAAAGGAGCUAUGCGCUGUGCACACGCUACAGGAAGACUGUUAAAGCUUGAACGCUUUCGAUAAAGCGACUGCUGUUUCAGUUCUCUGGAGUUGCAGGGAAUUAGAACUGCUGUUGGUACGCUCCACUGCUGUCUUCAGUUAUCUUCUUAUUACACGUUCCUCUAGAAGGAUCUUUAAACGUUCUGUAUGUCAUGUAUGUUGGGUUUUACAGUUUUUAAGCAGUUAGACAAGUUUUACGCAUUUUAAACGCCUUUUUAGAUGUUAGCUCUCGUUUAUUUAUGGAGAGAUUUCUACAAAUGGCAUGAAAUUCCAGUAGCAUGUUAUUUCCAUAAUUAAUUAUAAUUAUUCUAAUUGUCAAAAGCAUAAAAUCUCUAGUCAUGUGAUUUCUCUCCCUCGUCCCUGAACUGAUCUGCGUUUAGAAUCGAUGAUCUUUAAACUCUGCAGGUUUCAGCAGGUUCUCAGCUCAGGAACAUCAUGAUGUCAUCAUCUUUCUCUCAUCAUCUUUCCCUCUAUUAGUUUUAAUAUUUAUGCACAAAAUUCCUCAUGAGCUUUUUUUUUUUUUUUAAGAUUUCACAUC
Molecule: messenger RNA, 1421 nt
Organism: Pangasianodon hypophthalmus (striped catfish)
Lineage: Eukaryota; Metazoa; Chordata; Actinopteri; Siluriformes; Pangasiidae
Product: heterogeneous nuclear ribonucleoprotein U-like protein 2
Exons: 7
Coding region: 48-734 (228 amino acids)
Source: RefSeq, a predicted model, not a curated record